AUGAACUCGCACAAAACGGAUCCAAAAAUUUGCUUGAUUGUCAUCGACGGAUGGGGCAUAUCACCGACAGAUCCAAUUCUGAAAAACGUUCCCGGAUCUGCAGAGAUUUCAUCGCUGCAUCCCAACCUCAUCAAAUACGAUGCUAUUGCUACUGCAAAUACGCCCGUGAUGUCUGCUCUUCAAGCCAACUUCCCUACCGUUCCUAUAUAUGCACAUGGUUCUCGUGUUGGACUCCCACACGGUCUGAUGGGCAACAGUGAAGUCGGUCAUCUCAAUAUUGGCUCUGGACGGCCUGUCCCACAGGAUAUUGUUCGAAUCGACAAUGCGGUCGUUGAAAAAUCGCUCGCUUCGCAAAAGACAUUAAAAGAUGCGUUUUUGAAUGCCAAAAAUGGAAAUGGCCGCAUCCAUUUUGUUGGUCUUGUUUCGGAUGGGGGUGUUCACUCUCACGUAAACCAUUUACGGGGUCUUCUUAUGGAGGCAAAAGAAUUUGGCAUUCCAUCUGCUUACGUACACGCAAUCACGGAUGGCCGUGAUACGCUGCCAAAAAGUGCUGAUGGAUAUUUGGAGAGCUUGAAUUCUUAUCUUAGUUCCAUUUCAUAUGGAAAAAUCGUAUCUGUCGUUGGGCGCUACUAUGCAAUGGAUAGAGAUAAGCGAUGGGAAAGAACAGCUCUGGCAUACAAUCUUUUUACGCGGGGCGAGGGUAAAAAAAUCUUGCCUUCGGCUCUUGGAGAUACCAUCCAGGCCUGUUAUGCCGCUGAUGAGACCGACGAAUUUUUCAAGCCAAUUCUUAUUGAUUCUGAUGGGGUUAUUUCAAAGAACGACACUGUUGUCUUUUUUAAUUAUCGAUCCGAUAGGAUGCGCCAGAUCGUCUCCUCUUUCAUUACUACACCAUCUCCAUUGAUGGAGGUUACUGCCACCGUGGAUGUUCCUGAGAAUCUUCACAUUGUUAGUAUGACGGACUACAAAGAGGGUGUCUUCAACAUUCCAGUGAUUUUCUCGCCAAUCAAAAUGGACAAUGUGCUUGCAGAGUGGCUUUCCAAGCAUUCUGUCAACCAAUGCCACAUUGCAGAAACGGAAAAGCAUCCGCAUGUUACAUUCUUUUUCAACGGAGGUCGCGAGAUUUGCUUUGAAGGCGAAGAUCGUAUUAUGGUAUCAUCCCCAAAAGUUGCCACUUAUGAUCUUGCCCCUGAAAUGAGUUCCUUAGAAGUUGCCGAAAAAGUUAUUGAAAGCAUUUCAUCUGGAAAAUACCCCUUUGUGAUGUGCAAUUUUGCGCCGCCCGACAUGGUCGGACAUACGGGAAAGUAUGAAGCUACCGUGAAGGCAGUGGAGGCCACCGACCGUGCCAUCGGCCUCAUAUAUGAGGCUUGUAAAGAGCACAAUUAUUUAUUGGCGGUCACAUCUGAUCAUGGUAAUGCCGAGAAAAUGGUCGAUGAAGAGGAUCGUCCAUUCACCGCUCAUACGACAGCACCAGUUCCAUUUAUUUUGAGCAAUCCAGAGCUCAAGUUCACCACUUCCAGAAUUGGCGCUCUUUGCGAUGUGGCGCCAACCAUAUUGGAGCUUUUUGGGCUUGAAAAGCCGGAUGAAAUGACUGGGUGUUCUCUUUUGAUCAAGUGA
Molecule: messenger RNA, 1614 nt
Organism: Mitosporidium daphniae
Lineage: Eukaryota; Fungi; Microsporidia
Exons: 3
Coding region: 1-1614 (537 amino acids)
Biological process (GO): glucose catabolic process
Cellular component (GO): cytoplasm
Molecular function (GO): manganese ion binding
Source: RefSeq, a predicted model, not a curated record